AUGUCUCCACUCAUGUGCACAGUGAUUGAUUAUGAUCAUCCAGCUAUCUUGUUCUAUCACUCACUUCCACCCAUAAGCAAGGCUUAUGGGACCAUCUGUGUAUUGGCAACUACAGCCUAUCAACUAGGGCUUUAUGAUUUUCGAAGUAUUGCAUUAGUACAUAAACUAGUCUUCUCACAUUUCCAGGUGUGGAGGUUGAUUACAAACUUCUUUUUCCUUGGAAACUUCUCAAUCAACUUUGGAAUUCGCCUCUUGAUGAUAGCAAGAUAUGGAGUUCAACUUGAAAAGGGACCAUUUGAGCGUCGAACUGCAGAUUUCUUGUGGAUGAUGAUAUUCGGAGCCUUGACAUUAUUGGUUUUAUCUGCUAUCCCUAUAUUUUGGUCCCCUUUCUUGGGGAUAUCUCUCGUGUUCAUGCUUGUUUAUGUCUGGAGUAGAGAAUUUCCAAAUGCUAACGUCAACAUAUAUGGCCUUGUGGCACUUAAGGCAUUUUAUCUACCCUGGGCGAUGCUUGCUUUGGACGUCAUUUUUGGUUCCCCAAUUAUGCCAGAUCUGCUGGGAAUCAUUGCUGGACAUCUGUAUUACUUCUUGACUGUGUUGCAUCCAUUGGCAGGUGGAAAGAACAUAUUACAGACUCCGAGAUGGGUACAUAAAGUAGUUGCAAGAUGGAGGAUAGGAGCUCCUCCGCCAAGUAGCCGAACCCAACCUGCUCCGGGUACUGGUGGUACGGCUUUCAGAGGGAGGUCUUAUCGGCUUAGUGGAUAA
Messenger RNA from Prunus armeniaca (apricot), 762 nucleotides. NCBI's taxonomy places the organism in Eukaryota, Viridiplantae, Streptophyta, Magnoliopsida, Rosales, Rosaceae. The record is from the annotation of a GenBank genome assembly.